AUGUCGUCAACACAGAUUGCUUCUUCGUUCGUCGAGGAUGCUCCACCAGGCGAGCUGUUCAAUGUCUUGACCGACGUCAAGGCCCUCACAAGCUCCGAGUCAAGCUUAAUCUCCAACAUCUCUCCUGCCAUUGAGAAGUACCACGAGACACAAUUCAGCACGGUCAAGCUACCGGGCGGCAGCGGCAGCGCGCUAGUCAGCCAGUACAACAGCUUGGGCAACAACCGCUACUACGACAGCGCAACCAACACAGCCUUCGACUUUGACCCACUCGAGCAAAAGGCCUCAAAUGCUCAAAGCCAUGCUCUAGAAAGCCAGAACGCCGACUUGAUUCAGAAGCUGAACAAGGCCCUCCGCGCCCACGCCGACGAACACUACCCCUCUGCCACCGUCGGCGUAUUUCCCGCCGAGAACGACUCAAAGAUCGCCCUCGUACUCGUGAGCAACAAGUACAGUCCCAACAACUUCUGGAACGGUCGUUGGCGCGCACACUACCUCUACACUCCCUCAAACUCCUCCCUCUCUGGUACCAUCAGCAUCGACGUCCACUACUACGAAGACGGCAACGUACGCCUCCAAACCUCCAAGCCCGUCUCAAUCUCCAAUGCUAGCGAUGCCGUCCGCGAAAUCGCAAAGAUCGAGAAGAGCUACCAAACAGAAGUCAACCAGGCAUUCACAAAACUCAAUGAGGGUGCUUUCAAGGGUCUGCGAAGACAGCUUCCCGUCACCCGCCAAAAGGUUGAGUGGGAGAAAAUUAGUGGUUACAGGCUUGGACAAGAUAUCGGCGGCGGCCGCUCCAGAUAG
Aureobasidium namibiae CBS 147.97 is the source of this 804-nucleotide messenger RNA. RefSeq names its product F-actin-capping protein subunit alpha. The record is from RefSeq and is a predicted model, not a curated record. NCBI's taxonomy places the organism in Eukaryota, Fungi, Ascomycota, Dothideomycetes, Dothideales, Saccotheciaceae. Gene Ontology annotation, molecular function: actin filament binding. The transcript is spliced from 5 exons. Gene Ontology annotation, biological process: actin cytoskeleton organization; barbed-end actin filament capping. Gene Ontology annotation, cellular component: F-actin capping protein complex; actin cortical patch. The coding region runs from base 1 to 804 and encodes 267 amino acids.